GUCGCCACUGUCGUCGUCGUCGCCGUCGUCGUCGUGGUGCUUUUACGUUUUCGUAAGCGGCCGCGUCUGUGCGCGCGUGCCUUUCUCUGUGUCUGUGUGUUGUGUGGAUAUAUGUGUGUGCAGUCAAAGUCAGUGUAUUAGUGUAUCUGUGAGUGAAACCCACACACGUAUACCUAUACACUUACGGGGCACGCAUACCUAGACAUUAUUCACUUGGUGGACGAUUCACAUAUAGCUAAAGCAAGAGAGUCACCCUACCACGCUCGGCGGCACACAGGGACACGCACGCACUCACACGCUCUCCUCGAAUCCGGACGGGACUUUAGCACACCAACACCUCUGCGGGAGGUGUGGGGGUGAGCCCCCAGAGGAGGUGUCAAUCCUAGCGCUGCUCAGUGACCAUCGCGGCGCCACCCAAGUAACACCUUUCGUCCGCUCUCUCUCUGCAACCGAGCACACCGGCAGAUCUAGUCGACGUUUUCAACUCGAGUCCAACAAGGGAAAAAUCAGACGCUCCAUUAUUACAUUUUUUUUUCUUCUUUUUUUUGCCUUUUCCCAAUAAUUCUGUCUGAUCAACCGAACGUCGUCAUUGAGCAUCACGUGAAAUCAUCAAUAAUUAUCAAUCGAAUAUUGAACUAAACUUUUGCUCUCUCCUUUCUAAUAUAUUAUUCUCUCUGCCAAGAAGAGACUCUCCUCAAACGAAGACAUUGGACUGGAUAGACGGGAGAGAGAGAGAUAUAUAUAUAUAUAUAUUUAUUCUGCUGCUCAAUAUUAUUAUUGUUAUUCGGUAAUACCUUGGCAAGAAGAAAAUGAAUACGUUUUAAUUGAUCUGGUGUUUUCCUAUUAUCGUGUUUACGUUAAUAUUUAUAACGACGACGCGUCGUUUCUCGUGUGAUCCCGGCCCGUCGGACAGUGUGCCUUCUGUCUCGCGCGGCUACGUUCUCGUGCUUCUUCAUCCUCGUCUCAUUUCCAUACCUUUCUCCUCUCUCUCUCUCUCUCCCUCUCUCUCUUUUUCUCUCAAACAAUCUCUCUCUCCCACUCAUUCACUCACUUACACUUUAACAUUCAUACAUGCUCUAUAUUAUCUGUCUGUCCAAUUGUCCUUUUGUGUAAAUCGUGAAGCAAACGAGUGUUCUGGCAAACAGUGGGGAAAAAAAAGAGUCAUUCUGGUGAAUCGAAUAAUAGUGAACGAUUAUCUACCGAAGGAUGGGAACAACUGUAGGUGCGAUUAAGUCAAUCCGAUAAAAGUGAGAGUGCUCUGAUUAAUUAGAAAAAUAUCGUUGAUCGAGAUCGUUUCACUUAAUCGUGAUAGUGAAAAUAGAAGAGGUAUCUGUCAAGAAAAGUGAAUGAAUAAUAAGAUGAAGAAGGGAAGGAUCGAUGGGUCGUUGAAGGCGAGGGUGAAUCAUCUCUUCGGCAGGAAAAGGCGUGAACGUUCGAAGGAUCAGAAUCCUGAACGUUCCUGAACGAGAAAGCAAGAAAUAUGUUGGCGUGGUGAUCGAAUAAGUGCCUCACGUGCUUUCCCAAAAAAGAGACUUUAAGAUAUAUAUAUAUAGAGAGAGAGAGAGAGAGAGAAAGAGAGAGAGAGAGGAGCCAAAAAGGCAAAGAACAAAGUGGUUGAUAGAGGGAAGGAAGAAUAAAUAAGAAAGAAGCGGAAUAAAAAAGAAUAAGAGUUAGAGUCACUCGAAGAGGAAUCUCGCGCGACUCGGCACACUCGCCCGUCUCGAUGAGAUUCGAACAGGAGACAGCGUGCAGGGGUACCCACUGCGCCAGCACUCCGCAACCCUCCGCGCUGCAACAGCGAACACGGCCUGAGGAGUUGGUGGUGGAGGAGGAGGAGGACUGUUCCUCCUUGAAGGACGACAUUGUCGUAGGUCAACGGUUAAGACGCAGAGAAUUGGAGGCUAACGUGGUCGAGGGUGCGAAGACGGGGCCGAGGGCCGAGGCGGGGGGGCCUGGGAUGGCGUACCCCGCGUCAGCGACGGCUCUGAAUCAGCACUCGCCGUUCGCAAGCUCGUUGACGAGCUCGCUCGCGAGCUCCCUCGGUGGAGGACCACUCGGUGCUCCCGGCACCGGAGGAACCGCUGGUCCUCUCUCAGCUGGUGCACUAACCUCCAAUAAUCCCAACGGGCACAUUUCCACGGCCGGGGGACAACAUUUGCCAGCACCGGCCGCCCCAAGACCAACGGAUUUUAGUGUUUCCUCGUUGUUAACUGCUGCCAACACUCAUCCACCCAUCCUAGGUGGUUCCUCCUCUCAAGGUAGCGCAUCGCCACCACCUGGAGGACCUGGCAGUCCGGCAGCGGCACCCGAAACUCCGCCACCCUUACCGACCCAAAGGGAAUUGUCUCAUCCUUCCUCGGCUGUUGCCGCUGCCAGCUAUUUCAGUGCUGCUGCACUGGCAGCCGCUAGUUUUUAUAAUCCGGCGGCUCAUCUGCCACCAACCAGCUCGCCAGGGCCGACGGCUCAUCAUCUGCAAGGCAAAGCUAUACUCACCAGUCCCCAUCAUCAUCCGCAUCUUAACCCUCACGGCAUCACGCCACCAGGUUUAGGAUUGGGUCCGCAUACUCCUGAAGAAGCAGCAGUCCUGGCGGCGGCAGCAGCUGCAUUACAUCAUCAUCACCAAGGUGGUCCUGGAGGUCCAACGAUGAGGCCUCUAAGGCCACCUUUGCCACCAGGGAUGCUGCAUACUUCGCCGCAUCCCUUGGCACCGCACCACCCCCUGGCCGCUCCUCAUCAUCCUCUGGUACCACCUCAUCAUCCAGAGGAAGAUGGGGUCGUCGAUGAUCCUAAAGUCACGCUAGAGGGCAAAGAUCUUUGGGAAAAGUUUCACAAACUUGGCACAGAAAUGGUCAUCACCAAAAGUGGCCGACGCAUGUUUCCCGCGUAUAAAGUGAGGGUGUCCGGGUUAGACAGGCAAGCUAGCUACAUACUGCUAAUGGACAUCGUGGCAUCGGACGAGUGCCGAUAUAAGUUUCAUAACAGCAGGUGGAUGGUAGCCGGUAAGGCUGAUCCAGAAAUGCCGAAGAGAAUGUACAUUCAUCCGGAUUCACCCAGCAGCGGGGAACAAUGGAUGCAGAAAGUCGUGAGCUUCCAUAAACUCAAGCUCACGAACAACAUCAGCGACAAGCACGGCUUUGUAAGUACUACGAUAUUGAAUUCUAUGCACAAAUACCAACCGAGGUUUCAUCUAGUACGAGCCAAUGACAUCUUGAAGCUUCCCUACUCGACGUUCAGGAGUUAUGUUUUCAAGGAGACAGAAUUCAUUGCCGUGACGGCAUAUCAAAACGAAAAGAUAACUCAACUGAAGAUCGAUAACAAUCCGUUUGCGAAAGGAUUCCGAGACACUGGUGCGGGGAAACGAGAAAAAAAAAGGCAGGCGCUGUUGACGGUAUCGGGAGGCGGUUCUCGUUUGACGUCGGGUGGUCCAGCAUCUCCAGAGAAACGGCGUUCGUCCAACUCGGCGAACGAUUUGUUGGAUGACGAGGAUAAAUUAUUGGACGUGGUAGGUCCGGAGACGCCGCAUCCGGCUCAUCAUCAUAGAGAACGCGAACAAUCUCGGGAAAGGGACGAUAGAACGAGCGAGAGAGGAGAAGGUAGCGAAUCGUCGGGUUCCGAGAGCGGCGGAGUUUCGGGAGGAGCUGCAGGAUCGGAAGGGCCGCGCCCGGACGUGUCGGUGGGCCCACCUUUGCACCCGCCAUUACUACCGUACCUCUAUCCACCUGUGCCAGGAUUAUAUCCAGGUCCUGGUCCGUUAAUACCGCCUAGUCCAUUGGGUCUACACGGUGGAGUUACCCCAAGUAUGUUGUUCAACGCUCAGCUGGCUUUGGCAGCUUCGCAGCAUCCAGCCCUAUUUGCUCAUUACCCGCAUCCCUUGGCCAGUCCGUUACAUCAAUUGAAAGGACAUAGAUUUGCACCGUAUACAUUACCAGCGCCAUCCCAUGGCUCGGCAUUCGAAACUGUUACACCCGGGAGUAGGAAUCUCAGCCCAAGAUCCCCACCACCGAGGCCAUCUACGGGUUCUCCAACGCCUACCGGUGGUCCGGCUACGGUAUCGGCAAAUACCGGCGGCCCAACCUUAGGUUCCACAACUUCGGGAUCCGCCACCGAAUUAAAAUCUAUCGAGAACAUGGUUAACGGUCUACAAGACAAAAGGAGAAGAAGUCCGAGCUUAACGCCCGGGCACCGUGGCGACGGGGAAACCGGCGGCGGAGGGAGUCCGUGACAGGAGAACGAGCCCGUAACCAGCACAAACGACGAUCCGGAGGAUCCCGAUUUGGAUCCUGAUCUGGAUCCCGACGAUGAUGGCUCCCUCGAUCUCGACGAUCCGUCCGCCGACGAGAGGGAACCUGACUCGACCUCGGAACCCUCGUAGCGAGAGGAACCUUCGUCUCUCCGAUAUUCGAAAGAUGCUCGAACUCUUAAUCGUUCUUCUCUCGAUAAUUUACUCUCACCAAAUCGUUAUUGUUGUCUCGUUCUUAUCCUCAUCCGUCAUCCGUGUGAAGUUGCUUACGCAAGUGGACGUAUUUUAAUUAAAGCAACAGCAACAACAACAAAAAUGAUCUAUCAAAACUAUUAAAGUGCAAUUUUCUUUCUCUAAUAGGGUGAUUGAGGAUAAGAGAGGAUGAGAAUCUAAAAGAGAAAGAGAGAUAGAGAGAGAAAGCGUCCUCUUCAUCGUUUAUCCU
Molecule: messenger RNA, 4682 nt
Organism: Polistes canadensis
Lineage: Eukaryota; Metazoa; Arthropoda; Insecta; Hymenoptera; Vespidae
Gene: bi
Product: optomotor-blind protein-like
Exons: 7
Coding region: 1724-4222 (832 amino acids)
Biological process (GO): regulation of transcription by RNA polymerase II; positive regulation of DNA-templated transcription; cell fate specification
Cellular component (GO): nucleus
Molecular function (GO): DNA-binding transcription factor activity, RNA polymerase II-specific; RNA polymerase II cis-regulatory region sequence-specific DNA binding
Source: RefSeq, a predicted model, not a curated record